Molecule: messenger RNA, 240 nt
Organism: Ochotona curzoniae (black-lipped pika)
Lineage: Eukaryota; Metazoa; Chordata; Mammalia; Lagomorpha; Ochotonidae
Gene: SPINK1
Product: serine peptidase inhibitor Kazal type 1
Exons: 4
Coding region: 1-240 (79 amino acids)
Molecular function (GO): protein binding; serine-type endopeptidase inhibitor activity
Source: RefSeq, a predicted model, not a curated record
AUGAAGCUAACAAUCGUCUUUCUUCUGGGUGCCUUGGCCCUGCUGAGUUUAUCUGAUAAAACCAGAGCUGACUCCCAGGGAAGAAUGGCCAAUUGUAACAGUGAAGGUAUUGGAUGCCCUAGGAAUUACAACCCUGUCUGUGGUUCUGAUGGAAAUACUUAUUCCAAUGAAUGUAUGCUAUGUGUUGAAAACCAGAAGCGCCAGACACCCGUCCUCAUUCGAAAGUCUGGGCCUUGCUGA